AUGCGAUUAUAUUUGAUUUUACACUAUUUUUUUCCUUUUCCAAAACCAGACAUUAAAAUCAAAUUUGAUGAGGACUUCAACAUCAUCUGUUUGAUUCCUGGAUCCGUCAGUCCUGACACCACCUGUAACCUGUAUGUUGGAGAGGAGAGUCAGCCAUCCUUCACAGCAAAGAUCAAGAAGAGAAAAGCCACCUCAGCAUCCGGACAUGAGUUCUGUCAUUUCAUUGCAAAACAUAGUGAUCUGAUCAGUCGUCUUCAGUCAUCGAGGAGUAAGGAGGUGAGCUGUGACUACAGAGUGAGCUCAGGACCAAACUCUCUCUCCUCACGCAGUGAUGGGUACAGCUUUACACAAACCGUACUUGUCAAUAUGACUCCUCAUUCUACUGGAUCAACCGCUCCACUCAUCACAACCUCUGAGAUCUCUACAGGAAACACCACUGACCCCACACGGACUCCAAUGGGGAAAGAGCCACUUGAUUUCCUGUGGCGUCACAUCCUCACUGUGUUGGUCCUACUGGCUACUUGUGGAGUAAUUAUACACUAUUUCAUCUCCCAUCAAUGUCCAAAAGCUGUUCCAAAGAGAAGCAGGAGGGUGGACCAGAGAAAUGAAGACUUUUCGUUGACAGUGUGCUAAAUCACUGUGCAUACCUACAAACAUACAGGCAUGCACGCACACACACGCCACACACACACACACAAUUAUAUUUUUACAUUUAAAAAAAAAACGUACGCUUUAUGCAUCUUUGAGAUUUGUCAUUUUUCUUUGGAAAUUGAGUGCAUGAUAGCGUUGCUAGGCAAGUUGAAAACUUAAUGUACAUAGAGUACAUACAUACAUUGACUGUACAAAACAUUAAGAACACCCUCCCCCCAGUAUGAAGUAAGUUACUAACUAGUGUUAGGGGCAUGGACUCUACAAGGUGUUGAAAGCGUUCCACAGGGAUGCUGACUCCAAGGUUUCCCACAGUUGUUUCAAGUUGGAUGGAUUUCCUUUGGGUCGUGGACCAUUUUUAUACACACAGGAAACUGUUGAGAGUGAAAAACCCAGCAGCGCUGCAGUUCUUGACACAAACAGGUGUGCCUGUCACCUACUACCAUAAUCCGCUCAAAGGCAAGUAAAUGUUCUGUCUUUCCCAAUCAAUGUCUCAAUUGUCUCAAGGCUUAAAAAUCCUCUCCUCCCCUUCAUCCAUAAUGCUAGAAGUGGAUUUAACAAGUGACAUCAAUAAGGGAUCAUAGCUUUCACCUGAAUUCACCUGGUCAUUCCAUGUCAUGGAUAGAGUAGGUGUUCAUAAUGUUUUGUUUUGUACACUCUGUGUAUAUAUACAGACACAAACACGUUCGGAUGACUGACGUGCACAAAGUAAACUGCCGGUUACUCAGAGCCAGAAGCUAGGAUAUGCAUAUAUUGGUAGAAAACACUGACGUUUCUAAAACUGUUAAAAUUAUGUCUGUGAGUAUAACAGAACUGAUAUGGCAGAUUUUUUUUUUUGAGGUCACAGGCCAUUUCAAUGCUAGCCUAUGGGAUACACAAAUAGAUAGGACCCAGAUGGCAAUUCCUAUGGCUUCCAAUAGAUGUCAGUCUUUAGAAAUGGUUUCAGGCUUGUUUUUUGAAAAAUGAGCAAGUGGUUGUACUUUUUCCAAGAUGUCUUGUUGGCACGUGAAUGGGGUGCGCGCUCUUCGUUAUUUAUCUUCCCUACUGAACAUACAAUUCUCUGUCUUAAAUAUUACCGUUUAUUCAUCAGACCAGAGGACAUUUCUCCAAAAAGUAUGAUCUUUGUCCCCAUGUGCAGUUGCAAACCGUAGUCUGGCUUUUUUCAUGGCGGAUUUUGAGCAGUGGCUUCUUCCUUGCUGAGCAUCCUUUCAGGUUAUGUCGAUAUAUGACUCGUUUUACUGUGGAUACAGAUAGUUUUGUACCCAUUUCCACCAGCAUCUUCACAAGGUCCUCUGCUGUUGUUCUGGAAGUGAUUUGCACUUUUCUCACCAAAGUACAUUCAUCUCUAGGAGACAAAACGCAUCUCCUUCCUGAGAGGUAUGACGGCUGCGUGGUCCUAUGGUGUUUAUACUUGCAUACUAUUGUUUGUACCGAUGAACGUGGUACCUUCUGGGGUUUGGAAAUUUCUCCCAGGGAUGAACCAGACUUUUGGAGAUGUGCAAUUUAUUUUCUGAGUUCUUGGCUGAAUUCUUUUGAUUUUCCCAUGUUGUCAAGCAAAGAGGCACUGAGAUUGAAGUUAGGCCUUGAAAUACAUCCACAGGUACACCUCCAAUUGACUCAAAUAAUGUCAAUUAGCCUAUCAGAAGCUUCUAAAGCCAUGACAUCAUUUUCUGGAAUUUUCCAAGCUGUUUAAAGGCACAGUCAACUUAGUGUAGGUAAACUUCUGACCCACUGGAAUUGUGAUACAGUGAAUUAUAAGUGAAAUAAUCUGUCUGUAAACAAUUGUUGAAAAAUUACUUGUGUCAUGCAAAGUAGAUGUCCUAACCGACUAGCCAAAACUAUAGUUUGUUCACAAGAAAUUUGUGGUGUGGUUGAAAAGAGAGUUUUAAUGAUUCCAACCUAAGUGUAUGUAAACUUCCGACUUCAACUGUGCAUUUAGACCUGUUGUGACAAAUAUUGUGUUAUUUUAUGGCUGGUUGUGACAACUUCAUAAGUGUGUCAAAACCCACAACACCUCCCACACAAGGCAAAACAAUCCAUGUCACCAUGUCACCUGUCAACAGUAUGUUCAUGUUAUAUUUAUUUCUUAAUGACCAUUUUACAUUUUCACUGUAAUUGUGUACACAUUGAUGUCAGACAUGCACCUAACACAGUGCUCUAUUGCUUGUGACUGGGAUGAAUGCAGGAGUAGACUUCAGGAGCAGGACUGAUAUAAGGGUAUGUAUGUGACAGGCCUGUGUGGUUUAUAUGAUAAUGAUGGUCAACAUCCUUCUUGACAGUGUCAUAAAGUAUAUUUUCUUAGUCCAGGUGACACAAGAUGGUUAUAAUGCGUCAUGACAGUUUCAUAAAGUAUAUUUUCCGUUUAAAAACAUGACUGUAAAGAAUUCAUUACAACAACAAAUGAUUUAAGACACAAACUUUCAAAUGAAAGGAAACUUCUUGGCAGGGAAAAAAAUAUUUUGAAAACAUGUGGGUUUUCACACUCUUAUGGUGUCAUAACAUAAUGCAAUAUAUGUGUCAACAGGUGUAAAUUUAUGGGUCAUGACAGUGUAAAGACCAUGUUAUGACAAAUUAUGUCAGCUCUUAUGACAUAUUAUGACAUGGUUAUGACCGUGUCAUAAUGUGUUAUGAUACAGGGUGUCAAGUUAAGUGUUACUCUAAAGGGUUUUCACAUUAAAUUUAUCUUUGGUGAGUCAUGUUCAAUAAUGCAGGUAACACCCUGUUGUGUGUGUGUGUGUGUGUGUGUGUGUGUGCAUGUGUGCAUCUGUUUGUAGGUAUGGAUACGUGACAUCAUACAUUUACUGGUUUUUCUUUGCCCUCCUCACAGUAGAACUGACCACAAUACAGAGAAUCUGGAUGCAAAGGCAAAAUUAUCAAUGUCCUUGACUACCUGUAGUCCAUAACACCAAUUGUUGGUUUCCCAGACACAGACUAAGCCUACCACUGGUGUAAAAUAUGUAAAUUGUCCAUUGAACAUGCUUUUUAGUCCAGGAGUAGUGUCACGCCCUGACUUAGAGCUUUUUAUGUCUCUAUUUUGGUUUGGUCAGGAUGUGAUUUGGGUGGGCAUUCUAUCUUCUUUUUUUUUGUAUUUCUUUGUUUUGGCCGGGUAUGGUUCUCAAUCAGGGACAGCUGUCUAUCGUUGUCUCUGAUUGGGAACCAUACUUAGGUAGCUUUUCCCCACAGGGUUUUUGUGUGUGGUUAAUUUCUGUUUAGUACCUUUCAGGACUGUUUCAGUUAUUCCCUUUGUUAUAGUGUUCAGUUUUAAUAAUAAAAGCAUGAACACUUA
Messenger RNA from Oncorhynchus kisutch (coho salmon), 3934 nucleotides. RefSeq lists its product as uncharacterized. The transcript is spliced from 5 exons. NCBI's taxonomy places the organism in Eukaryota, Metazoa, Chordata, Actinopteri, Salmoniformes, Salmonidae. Bases 1 to 633 code for a protein of 210 amino acids. The record is from RefSeq and is a predicted model, not a curated record.